Molecule: messenger RNA, 762 nt
Organism: Spirodela intermedia
Lineage: Eukaryota; Viridiplantae; Streptophyta; Magnoliopsida; Alismatales; Araceae
Source: the annotation of a GenBank genome assembly
AUGGAGGCGAGGAGGGCGUGCGAGCUCUGCGAGGGCGAAGCGGCGGUGCACUGCGAGUCGGACUCGGCGUUCCUCUGCUGGGCCUGCGACGCGGCCGUCCACGGCGCCAACUUCCUCGUCGCCCGCCACCGCCGCCGCUCCCGCUGCCCGGAAUGCGGCACCUUUGACGUCUCUGACCAGGGGCCCCUCUCUGGGGCCACCCUCCUCCCCGUCCUCUUCAUCUGCCACUCCUGCCACUCCCUCGCGCAGGACGACGCCUCGGUCUCGGAUUCCGAUUCUCAGUCGUCUGCGCGCUCGUCGUCCUCGCUGUGCUCUUCCACCUCUUCCUCCCACGUCUCCAGCGCUGAAUCUGGAGCGGCGGUGACGGCGGCGGAGUGGGCGAAGUCCGGCAGGAGGAGGAGACGGCGCGCCGCUAGCGGGGAGCUCGACGCCAUGAUAGACGUCGUUCUCGCAAACUGGUGCCGCCGGCUAGGCCUGGAAGGAGGCGCCGCCGCCGCCGCCUCUCACGCUCUCCUCAUGGGGACGAGACGCAUGCCGGCGCUGCCCCUCCGUGUGAUCAUGGCCACCGCCGUGUGGUUCGCCGCGAGGCUCCGGUUCUCGACGGGAGGCUCCCGGCGCGGGGCGGCGGCGCUGCUGAGGCUCCUGGAGGAGUGCUCCGGCGUCCCCGUGAAGCUCAUCUCGAUGGGGGAGGCGAAGCUCUCCCGCGCCCUCCGGCGGUGCCACGUGGCCGAGGACACCGAAGGCUGGGCCGAGUGCUCCUGA